This is a messenger RNA of Closterium sp. NIES-65, 1053 nucleotides long. NCBI's taxonomy places the organism in Eukaryota, Viridiplantae, Streptophyta, Zygnematophyceae, Desmidiales, Closteriaceae. The record is from the annotation of a GenBank genome assembly.
AUGAGGAGAGGAGGUGGGGGGGUGGCCGCAGGGUCCCCUCUUACUAACCCCCACAUCCCCACCCCCAAUCAAACACCCUCCUUCAACCUCACCCCCCAUUUCAGCCGCCCCCUGGAUCCGCACCACCUCCCUCCCUUCCUUCCUCCACACCCCUGCCCCACCCACAGUUGUCUCUGCCCUGUCCUUCACACUGCAGCCAGCCCUCCCACCCCCACGUCCCCGCCACCUACCCCCCACAGUAGCAGCCGCGGGAGGGGAGAGGCAGGGCAGAGGGUGGUGCUCUAUUGGCGGGGUUCUCUGCUGGCGGGGUUCUCUGCUGGCGGGGUUCUCUGCUGGCGGGGUUCUCUGCUGGCGGGGUUCUCUGCUGGCAGGAUUCUCUGCUGGCGGGAUUCUCUGCUGGCAGGGUUCUCUGCUGGCGGGGUUCUCUGCUGGCGGGGUUCUCUGCUGGCGGGGUUCUCUGCUGGCGGGGUUCUCUGCUGGCGGGGUUCUCUGCUGGCGGGGUUCUCUGCUGGCGGGGUUCUCUACUGGCGGGGUUCUCUGCUAGCGGGGUUCUCUGCUGGCGGGGUUCUCUGCUGGCGGGGUUCUCUGCUGGCGGGGUUCUCUGCUGGCGGGGUUCUCUGCUGGCGGGGUUCUCUGCUGGCGGGGUUAUCUGCUGGCGGGAUUCUCUGCUGGCGGGGUUCUCUGCUGGCGGGGUUCUCUGCUGGCAGGGUUCUCUGCUGGCGGGGUUCUCUGCUGGCGGGGUUCUCUGCUGGUUGGGUUCUCUGCUGGCUGGGUUCUCUACUGGCGGGGUUCUCUGCUAGCGAGGUGCUCUGCUGGCGGGGUUCUUUGCUGGCGGGGUUGGCGCUGGUGCUGGUGCCUGGUGCUGGCAGCUGGCGCUUGCGCAAGUGCCUGGUGCUGGCGGCUGGCGCUGGUCCUGGUGGCUGGUGCUGGCGUAACGGCGCUGGUGCCGGUGCUGGUGCUGGUGACUGGCUUCGGUGCUGGUGCUGGUUCCUGGUGCUGGUGGGUGGCGCUGAUGCUGGUGCCUGGUGCUGGCGGCUGGCGCUGCAGGCGUAG